CAACAAUCGUCCAAACUUGCGGUGGCCAAGAUGGGCAGGGUCGGCAAGGUGAAGAUCCGCAAGCAGGAGCUGGAUGCAACACCAUGGGAGGUUAUGAGGGCCGAUGUGUUGCGGAGCCAGGCGAAGGCCCAACGCGAGAAGAAGCAACACCAGGACCAGCAACAGCAAGAAGAAGAGAAAGACGUGUCCAAGCGAGGCCAUGGGAGCUCGAGCAGUAGCAAGAAAAAGAGCCGGUGGGAGGUGGAGGAGCGCAAGCGCAGGGCUGCGCACAUCCGAGAAACCUUGCUUGAGAAGCAUGCCGCCCCAUCCAAGAAGAGCAAGCACAAAGUGAAAGGCACACAGUUGAUCAUCGCGGACGACGAGGAGCCCGAUCCAGGCCGCAUGAAAGAUAACCUUCAGAUGGGCCGCGCACGCUACGAGAUCAGCUUGGACCAGGGCAGUGCCGAUGCCGACGACGCGCUGGUUGUUCGGGAGAACACGGUGCAGGGUCUCCCCAUCUCGCACUUUGUCUCCGAGGAGGAGCUGGCAGCCAAGCGUCGCGCCGCAAAGAACACGAACAAGGGCGCGCGCAAAGUGGUUCGGUUCUGAAGCGGCGGUAGAGGAGAAAGAGGAAGAAGCAUGACAAUUGGUUGUGUGGGGGUUGCGUGGAGUGAGGUUGAGUGUGGGGUGGAAGGUGAAGGGUGGAGUAUCGGGUGGAAUAGAUGCGUCAGUGUUUACACUUGCGGGUGAGCGUCCACUUGCUGCGAUGAUAAGUGUCGUUGGGUUUUGCCGGCGGGCAUUGUGCUUGCGCGUGUGCUUGUUGGUGGUGGUGGUAAGGGAAAGGAUGCUCUAAAGGAUGCGCUGUUGCUAUGUUUGCUCCUGCCUGCUCUUGCGUUGAUUCUUUGUGCGUCUCGUUCUUGUGUUGUGACGUGUGAGCACAUGCGCCUCGCUUGCUGCUCUGUUGUGAUUUCCCAUGUACAAACCAAAGCCAUGUGCGUUCAAUACACGUCUCAUUCAUGUCAUCGAAGAAGCGCACAGUG
Salpingoeca rosetta is the source of this 1019-nucleotide messenger RNA. RefSeq lists its product as uncharacterized. The transcript has 3 exons. Lineage: Eukaryota; Choanoflagellata; Craspedida; Salpingoecidae. The record is from RefSeq and is a predicted model, not a curated record. Bases 31 to 588 code for a protein of 185 amino acids.